This is a messenger RNA of Heterobasidion irregulare TC 32-1, 2079 nucleotides long. RefSeq names its product PKA-like protein kinase. The transcript has 6 exons. Gene Ontology annotation, molecular function: ATP binding; protein serine/threonine kinase activity. Bases 1 to 2079 code for a protein of 692 amino acids. Gene Ontology annotation, biological process: protein phosphorylation. The record is from RefSeq and is a predicted model, not a curated record. Lineage: Eukaryota; Fungi; Basidiomycota; Agaricomycetes; Russulales; Bondarzewiaceae.
AUGCAGCUCCCCCCCGCAAAACGCUCCUCCAGCAACAGGGACAUCUCCCCCACCCCGUCCUCUUCCAGGUCCACAAACUCUUCCGCCCGCUCCUCGUCCCAGGCUCCCGCCGGGCCCUCCAAGGGCCAGAUCCACGUCAAACUCAUCUCCGCACGCGGCCUCAACGUUCGCUCCAUACACUCCCGUCCCUACGUCGUCGUCGUCUUCGAGCAGAACGAAUUCGUCAGCCGCGAUCCCACAGACGAAUCCGACAAGGAAGUCAAGGGCGUCGCAACCAACCUCUCUCGCGCGUCAUCCUCUGUCGCCCUCAAUGCCCUUGGCGCCAUAGGCAGCAAGGUCCUCGCCCAAGAGGCUGCCAUGCGAGCCAAGGGCUCACCCACCCCAUCUACAUCGUCCAACACAUCUGCCAAAUCGUCCCUGUCCAUCCCCCAGCCAUCAGGCAGUCAGGCAGCCAACGGUCUUCUAGGCAGCCGUGUGUCUGCGCACAACCCUGUCUGGAAACACGAGGUCUCAUUCGACGUGACGUCGGAGCAGUCGACGAUCGCCUUCAAUAUCUACGACCGCGCUCUAGACAGCCACGCCUUCUUGGGCAAUGUGCAGUUUAAGCCCGUUCUCGUUCAUGAUCACACCGUGGACCAGUGGUACAAGCUCAAGUCACUGGAGAAUGAGGCGGUUACCGGCGAAAUCCGUAUACAAAUCACCUUUGAGCAGAGCAAGUCCAAACACGCGCUAACUCCGAGGGAUUUCGAGUUUCUCAAGCUCAUAGGUCGCGGGACUUUCGGGCGGGUCUUCCAGGUCCGGAAAAGGGAUACGAAGCGCAUAUACGCGAUGAAAGUUUUGUCGAAGAAGGAGAUUAUCGCCAAGAAGGAGGUCGCACACACUAUCGGCGAGCGCAAAAUUCUCCAGCGCUCACUCGAGUCACCAUUCCUCGUGGGGCUUAAAUUUAGCUUCCAGACCGAUGCAGACUUGUAUCUGGUCACGGAUUUCAAGAGUGGAGGAGAGCUUUUCUGGCAUCUACAGAAAGAAACACGGUUUAGCGAGGAGCGCGCGCGUUUCUACAUUGCAGAGCUAGUUCUUGCUCUGGAGCAUCUACACAAGUACGACAUCGUUUACCGUGAUCUGAAACCAGAAAACAUACUUCUGGAUGCAACUGGGCACGUUGCGUUAUGCGAUUUCGGCCUGUCGAAGCCAGACCUCCGGUCAGACGAGCUUACGAACACGUUCUGCGGAACAACAGAAUAUCUUGCACCCGAGGUCCUCUUAGACGAGCACGGGUACUCGAAGCUCGUCGAUUUCUGGUCUUUAGGCGUCUUGCUUUUUGAGAUGUGCUGCGGCUGGAGUCCAUUCUACGCAGAAGACACACAGCAGAUGUACAAGAACAUUUGUUUUGGAAAGAUCCGGUUCCCCAAGGGCGUCAUCAAUGAGGACGGGAAGCAAUUCGUCAAGGGGCUUCUGAACCGCAACCCCAAGCACCGGCUAGGCGCGCAACGCGAUGCCGAAGAGCUCAAAGAGCAUCCGUUCUUCAAGCCCAUCGACUGGCAAGCCCUCGCGCGCAAGCAGGUCACGCCGCCGUUCAAGCCGGUCAUCGAGUCGGACGAGUCCACGGCCAACUUUGACCCGGAGUUCACGUCGGCUGACAUCAACGAUUUCGGCCCGAACGAGAUUCGCUUGGACGACGACGAUCCGUCUGGGGACUGGGUCUCGCAGUCUGUAAAUGGCACGCUGCAUACGCCACACGGCCCGCUAGGGAGUGAACGUGCCCCGCCUGUGCCUGCGCCUGCACACGGCAUCAGCAUUAAGGCAAAGAAGAACGGGCGCGACCCGGCUGCAAGUCCGCCGUUGACGAAUAGUGUUCAGGAGAACUUCCGCGGCUUCACGUAUUCGGGCGAGGGUGAGAGCCUGAUCGCGCAAGCCAUUGGCCGGCUCGAGGAACAGGACGAGGGCGAAGAAGCGGUCGACGACGACGACGUGCAAGAGCCAACCACAGAGGACGAAGCGGAGGACGACCAGCAUCCGGCCGGGCGGUAUGCAAGACGAAAGGGUUACAUCGUGGGCUUUGACGAGGACAUGCACAUAUGA